Ananas comosus (pineapple) is the source of this 1642-nucleotide messenger RNA. Its product is annotated as probable serine/threonine-protein kinase PBL23. NCBI's taxonomy places the organism in Eukaryota, Viridiplantae, Streptophyta, Magnoliopsida, Poales, Bromeliaceae. Gene Ontology annotation, biological process: protein phosphorylation. The record is from RefSeq and is a predicted model, not a curated record. Gene Ontology annotation, molecular function: ATP binding; protein kinase activity. The transcript has 5 exons.
UUCUCUCCCCGUCUCUCCCCCUUUAUUGAAAAAGAGUAAUAAAUAUACUGAUACUCCCCGCUCUCUUUAUGUUCCAUCUUAGUCAACCUCCCUGUACUCCACUUUAAUGCCUCUCUCUCUCUCUCUUUCUGUGUCUCUCACUCACGCAUCGCCAUUGCCGUGUACGUAGAAAGCUCUGAGGAUCAAUGGGGGGGGAGUAUCGAAGAGAGGAGGGAGUCGCGCUCCUCGUGAUCGUGGUCUUAGCGGGGCUCUCCUUGGUCUCCCUCCUCGUCGCCUUUACCUACUACUGCUACAUCAGCAACAAGGUCUCCAAGCACCUCAAAUCCCUCAACAAGGAGGAGACGAAGAAGGAGGAGGCGGAGGAGGAGGAGGCGAAGGACAUUGAGAACCAUUUAGGAGGCGGCGGCGGCGGCGUUGGAGGAGGAGGAGGAGGAGGAGGAGAGGGUACGGUGGUGGUGAGCGAGAGAGGGAUACAGGUACAGCUGUUCAGCUACAAGCAGCUCCACGUGGCGACGGGUGGGUUCGGGAAGGGCCACGUGGUGGGCCACGGAAGCUUCGGGUCGGUGUACCGAGGGUUGCUCCCCGACGGGCGCAAGAUCGCCGUGAAGCUCAUGGACCGGCCCGGGAUGCAGGGCGAGGAGGAGUUCAAGAUGGAGGUCUCUUUUUAGGUGGAGUUGCUGACGCGGCUCCGGUCGCCGUAUCUGCUGGGGUUGAUCGGGCACUGCUCGGAAAACGGACACCGGCUGUUGGUGUACGAGUUCAUGGCCAACGGGGGUUUGCAAGAGCAUCUUUACCCAAAUGGAGGUUCGUGUGGUGGCAUUUCUAAGCUGGAUUGGGACACGAGAAUGAGAAUAGCUCUGGAAGCUGCGAGAGGUUUAGAGUACCUCCAUGAGCAUGUUAGUCCACCCGUCAUUCAUAGAGAUUUCAAGAGCAGCAAUAUCCUCUUGGACAAAAACUUCCACGCCAAAGUCUCUGAUUUUGGUUUGGCUAAGCUUGGAUCUGAUAGAGCUGGUGGGCAUGUUUCUACUCGAGUUUUAGGCACUCAAGGAUAUGUUGCUCCUGAAUAUGCGUUAACAGGGCAUUUGACAACUAAAUCAGAUGUGUACAGCUACGGAGUUGUUCUCUUGGAGCUGCUUACUGGCAGAGUUCCUGUGGACACAAACAGGCCUGCUGGAGAAGGCGUUCUAGUCACCUGGGCUCUGCCUUUGCUCACGGACAGAGAGAAAGUAGUGCAGAUUAUGGAUCCAGCAUUGGAAGGCCAGUAUAGCAUGAAGGAUGCCGUUCAAGUGGCCGCCAUUGCCGCCAUGUGCGUGCAACCGGAGGGUGAUUACAGGCCUCUCAUGGCUGAUGUGGUCCAAUCGCUGGUCCCUCUUGUCAAGAACAGGUCGAUCGCGAAGGGUUGCAGCUCUAGUUUUCAUGCCUCCAGGCCUCUUGCGUCGCUGGACUGUGGUAAAACCGGUUCUUGAAUUUGUAAUGUUUUUUAUUUCCCCUUUCUUUUUUGAACUUUCGGUUUAGAAUGUAAGGUGGCAACGGUAAUGUGUUAGUCAUUUUCGCUGCCUUCAACUUUUGUAGUUGAAUGAAUUAAUUGGACAUUAAGUUUGGCUUAUUAUAUGAAGCUCUAAUUGCUUGGGAUGGUGGUGUA